AUGUCUAAAUCUUUUGGACCGAUCUUUAAAGUACAUUUGGGACAACUUACUUGGAUUGUUAUUAAUGACCAUAAGAUAGCAAAAGAUUUAUUUGUCUCACGUGGUGCUACUUUUUCUUCGCGCCUGCAAUUUGGUCUAUCUGAUAUUCUCCUUCAUAACGGCAAAAGCGUAGGUCACUCUCCGAAUUCCAGCUGGUGGAAAACAAUGAGAACACUCGAAAUGCAAGCAAUUCGUCCUCACCUAAUCGAUAAUGUGUGUUUUCCAAUAAUAUCCUGUAACGUGAAAGGAUUUUUGCAACAAUUACAUUUGAAGUCUGGCAAUAAUAUUACUCAAAAUCCUACCGCUGAUAUUAGAUUUUGUAUUACAAAAAUACUAACGUCGAUUAUAUUUGGUGAAUUAGCGAAUGAUUCCGAUAAUUUAGAACGUUAUUCUUGUUUAGUAAAAAAGAUUAUGGCAUUUGCGGAUGUCAAAGGCACUCUACUAUCAGUAUUUAGCUGGUUAAAAUAUUUUGGUCUUCAAAAGAUCUUCGAGAGAGAAGCACGACAAUUAGUCGCAGAAAUGGAUGAAUUCUCUAAUGGUCUAUUACAACAAAUCAAGCAUCGAAUGAUCGAAAACGGACCAGAUUCCGAAACUUGUGUUUCCGCUGAAAUUUUAAAAUCGGUUACGGUCGACCCAUCAUUCGUCGCCUCUCCACAUGCACACGAAUUCAAAAAAGAUGAAAAUGGAAAAUAUAUAUUUGAUAAUUAUGAUGUGCUGACUAUUUGUAAUGAUUUAAUGAUUCCGGGAGUUUCCACAAUGAGUGGUGCUUUAGAUUGGAUUUUUGCUACUUUAGCCAAUCAUCCUAAAGUACAACGAAAAAUUCAACAGGAAUUAGAUAGAGUUGUUGGUAAAGGAAAGUUUUAUACUAUGGAUCAUAAUGCUGACUUACAUUAUUUGAAAGCUACUAUAAAAGAAAGUUUACGAUUUAGGACAGUUGUAAAUUUAAGUCCCCCACAUUGCAGCUCUCAGGAUGAAAUUUAUAAUGGAUAUCAUAUUCCCGCAAAUACUGGAAUCGUAAUUAAUUUCAAUGCGAUUCACUCUAACCCUCUACUUCAUGACGAACCACAUGAAUUUCGUCCUGAGCGAUAUUUGGAUGAAAAUGGACAUUUAAAAAAAUACGACGAGAUUCUUGAUCCAUGGUCAUUUAGUCGUGGACGCCGGACAUGCUUAGGAAUCAACUUGGCUUACUGUAAUAUGUUCACAUUUAUCGGUCAUACAUUAGCAGUAUUUGAUCUUGAAUUGGAAAAAGAUCUAUUUACCAAUGAACCGAUAAAGAUUAAUCUUGAUGCAGGAAUAGGCCACGAUUUCGAGUAUCUUCCACCAGAAUAUAAAUUAAUUUGUAAAGUUCGUGAAGGAAUUGAUAUUGAAGCUGCUUUAGCGAA
This is a messenger RNA of Ambispora gerdemannii, 1421 nucleotides long. The record is from the annotation of a GenBank genome assembly. Lineage: Eukaryota; Fungi; Glomeromycota; Glomeromycetes; Archaeosporales; Ambisporaceae.